AUGCUCGCGCCAUGUCGCCAGAUCCAGCCUCGGGAAGCUCUGGCAAGCGACUUGCAGCCGAGACAUCCCAGUCUUCCGACUCGAUGUGAGCCGGCUCGAGGUGUGACUGUGAAGAGGGGUGCCGUCUUCUUGGCACCAGCACAUAUUUUCGCCGGGACUGUCUUCGUAUCCGCAAUGUCGCUCUAUGGCAGGCGAGAACGCAGCUGCCGGCUGAACUACUCAUCGAAGUCAAAGGGCUCACGUGCAGAGCUGCUCGUGGAUGCAGACACACAUAGCAUUGAUGCGAUCAGAUCAGGCAUCGACAUGCUCAAGCUUGAGAUGGGCGCGGUGCAUACAACCAUUUUUGCAGCACCUGGCUUUUCUCAGAACAAGAAGUGGCAGAAGCUUUUUCAGGAAGCAGGCGUGUCUUUUCAUCCUGUGCCCAGGUCACCUGUACAUGGUGGGGAACCUAAUGACGAUGCCAUUAUAACUACAGUGCACAAGUUGUGCCGCUCCACUGCCAUCGAAUGCAUUGCCCUGCUCGUCUCCGACAGCGACUAUGUGUCAGUUCUCCAAGAAGCAAUGCGUUCCGACAAGGUGGUGGUAACAUUGUGUCCAGCUGCGAGGUGCCGGUUGAUACACACGUUUGAGGAGAUUGGAGUUCGAGUCUUGAGGUUGCCCCAACGAAGGGAGGAAGGUCCGAAGAUCAGGGCAGUUUUAGAUGAGAAUGGAGGAGGCCAUGUGCUCUUAGCAGAGGGCUACCGCUGCGACAACUUCAGGAGGGAACUGCAUCAGGCAGAGGCCGUAGCCGAUUUUUUGGACCGGCUGGGCUAUCGAGACAAGGACAGCCUGAGCCAUGGACAAGAGGACAGCCGGUAUUUAGUACAUCCGAUAGCAAAUUUUUGGUCCACGAAUGCAUUGGGACCCUUGACUGUGUUCCCAUAUGGUCUUGCCACAGAAGCUGCUUUCCGUUUAGUGAGGAAAAGCACACCGCUGCCUGUGAAGCUUUGGACGGCGCCUCGAGCAAGAAAAGCUUUCUUCCUGCCGUGCACUAACAGAGGCAGGCUCACCAAAACCCUGGCGAGCAAAUUCGGCAGUGCGAUUGCUUUCUCGAUCUUCCAAGCAGGUGGCCCUUUUCUCUUGCAGGACUCAAAGGACUUGGUCGCACAGGCUCUUCGCAAAUUGGGCUACUUGGAUUCAAGCUUGAACAAUGAUCUGGCAGAAGCACUCUUGGUUUUCGUCAACAAUACACACAACAAGGUCGCGUUACGCAAGCUCGACGCUUUGCCAUCUCAGCAUGAUCAAGCAUUUGCCGUGCAACAAGCACUCAGAGAUGUGUUCCUGUCUGACGCCAGCUCCGGUCGGUGGCACAUGGCACCUAAAGAUGUCGCCUUGCGCGAUCACCUUUGCAAGGAAGGCUUUCUGUGCGAUUUGGCCGCGGACCGAACUGUUGUGUUUCAGGCGAUGCGAAAAUAUGCAAAGACGAAGGGACUGCCAGACAUGAAGUCAUACAUCGGCUACUCGUUCCGUAUCAUGACCGGCUUGAACCCAAAUGCUGCGAGAAGAGGGCUUGUGAAGUUUCAGUGUUGA
Messenger RNA from Symbiodinium sp. CCMP2592, 1569 nucleotides. The record is from the annotation of a GenBank genome assembly. NCBI's taxonomy places the organism in Eukaryota, Dinophyceae, Suessiales, Symbiodiniaceae.